UCCCAGAUUUGCCGGGAUUUGUGAACCACUUCGAUUGUUUCGGAAGACAUGUUUUCUUCACCUUAUUAUAUGAAAAGAUGUAUUUGAUGAUGGAUAGUCAAAGCAGUAAUUUAUAACACGCCAUAUAUCCUGAGUUACUCACAUGUUCUUGUAAAGCGAUGGUGUGGCUAACAUCCACAAGGCGUCUGCUUCAGGCGGUGACGAAAUCUGGCACUUCACAAACCAGCUACACAUCAAAAGAGUUAAAACCAAAGAGUUCAUGGACGAGAAGAAGAGCAUUUUUGGAUUCAAUGAGGAUUUAUGUGCGUGGUGGUUCUGGAGGCCAGGGCUUCCCCAGGUACGGAGGUUUAGGGGGAAAGGGUGGAGAUGUCUAUGUCACUGCCGUCAAAAAGAGGACGUUGAAACAUGUUCAUUCUGCGAACCCAUCCAAAAGGUUCAUUGCUGGCAAUGGAGACAAUAGCAGUAAAAGGAAGUUGGUUGGAGAUGCGGGUGCUGACUGUAUUAUCAAAGUGCCUGUGGGUGUGACAGUGAAGAAUAACAUUGGUCGAGUGAUUGGUGAUCUGAAUGAGGAAAAACAGAUGUUGCGAGUGGCUCGCGGGGGUCUUGGCGGCCAUCCCGAUAAUCACUUCCUGGGUCAGAAAGGUCAAGUGGAGAUGGUGACACUUGACCUCAAGCUGUUGGCUGAUGUGGGACUUGUGGGAUUUCCUAAUGCUGGAAAAUCAACCUUCUUGUCAGCUGUAUCUCGGGCUGCUCCCAAAAUAGCCAGUUAUCCUUUCACAACAAUUCAGCCACAGAUUGGCGUCAUGGAGUUCACAGAUCACAGACAGAUCUCUGUUGCUGACCUACCAGGCCUGAUUGAAGGGGCACAUGUAAAUGUAGGAAUGGGACAUAGGUUUUUAAAACAUGUGGAACGGACUAAGCUACUGCUGUUUGUAGUAGACAUCAAUGGUUUCCAGCUGCCCAAGAGGGAACACUUCAGAACAGCUUUUGAGACAGUGAUGCUUUUGAAUAAGGAGCUUGAGCUGUACAAGGCGGAGUUACUGGACAAACCCUCUGUCCUAGCCAUCAACAAGAUUGACACGGUAACAGACCACGCCUUAGUGACAGAGAUCAGAGAGAGGCUCCAUGAUCUGCCAGACUGUCUGGAGGACAUAGACCCGGCCUUACGACCCAGCCAGUGUGUCCAGUUUGAUGACAUCAUCCCUAUAUCAGCGCAGAGUGGCUAUUCCAUCGAGGAGCUCAAAAUGCGGAUUCGGGAAUUGUUGGACUAUUAUGCAGAUCUUGACUUACAAAGGACAGUCACUGCCGGUCUGCAGCUAGUUCCUCAUCAUAGGGUGGAGUCUUUACCAUCAUUAGACGCAUUAGAACGGAACAAAGCCAGACCUGUGUGAAGGAAACAGUUAUCUGUGUCUUUUGUAAUGGGUUUUUCUUGCCAAAUGUUGCCUAUGGUGAAGAGAAAUACAUGUCGUCCUUCUCUUCGGGGCUUCACUUACAUGGGAAGGUCAGCCAGCAACCAGCUGCUAGGCCCAGUCUCCUUCCAUCAUAAUGCUUGCCUCCAUGGUAGAAGUGAAAUAUUCUUGAGUAUGAUGUAA
Messenger RNA from Liolophura sinensis, 1592 nucleotides. Its product is annotated as GTP-binding protein 10-like. The transcript has 9 exons. The coding region runs from base 159 to 1391 and encodes 410 amino acids. Gene Ontology annotation, molecular function: GTP binding; GTPase activity. Gene Ontology annotation, cellular component: mitochondrion. The record is from RefSeq and is a predicted model, not a curated record. Lineage: Eukaryota; Metazoa; Mollusca; Polyplacophora; Chitonida; Chitonidae.